Messenger RNA from Hyposmocoma kahamanoa, 3536 nucleotides. It is a transcript of the gene gry, whose product is annotated as trafficking protein particle complex subunit 11. Bases 92 to 3406 code for a protein of 1104 amino acids. Lineage: Eukaryota; Metazoa; Arthropoda; Insecta; Lepidoptera; Cosmopterigidae. The transcript has a single exon. The record is from RefSeq and is a predicted model, not a curated record. Gene Ontology annotation, cellular component: cytoplasm.
CCAGUUCCGUGUAGUGUCCAAAUAUGAAAUAGUGGCAUCAGUGUGGCUUAUGUGACGUGGAGUCGGUUACUUGGUUGAUGCCGCAGGAAAUAUGGCGACGCAGCCGAGCGAUUACACGGAGUUUCCCCCUGAGGUGAUAUUGAAGCCCCAAGCGCUGGUAGCGCUCUCGGGGCUUGACACCGUGAACAACGCUGUGCACCGCGCGAUAUGGGACGCUUUCUCCAACAAUCGCCGCGCGGAUCGCGCACCUGUGCGUUUUAAGCUGCUGCCCAACACAUUCGAGUUCCCUGUCGUCAAACCCAAAAGGAACUCAUACGAAUGGUACAUUCCCAAAGGGAUAUUAAAGAAAAAUUGGAUUCAAAAGCGAGUCACGCUGAUCCCUGCCUUAGUCGUUAUAUUCUACGACAUGGAAUGGAAUGACCCACAGUGGAAUGAAAAGAUUAUUGAAUGUGCCUCUAGAGUUCAGUCUAUUCGGGCGGCGAUAGAGGGCCAUGCUACUCGCGUCGCUGUGGUAGUGGUGCAGAGUGGAUUGUCCCCUCCUCCCUCCGAGUAUAUGUUAGGAGCAGAGAGAGCGCAAGCAUUAUGUGCUGCUUGUGAGAUACAAUCAAAAUCCCUAUUUGUACUUCCACACAGUGACCAUUUAAUGGGCUACAUAGCGAGGUUGGAGAAUGCAUUUUACGAUAUAGCACAGAACUACUACCACCAUGAGACCAAGAACAUAAAGCAACACAGAGAUCAUCUAAAUAAGACUACACACCAGUAUCUAUUUGUUAGACACCAAUUUAAGCUGGGCUACUUAAAUGAGCUGAAGCAGGACUUGAGCACUGCUCACAAGCACUACAUGCAUGCUUACAACAACUUGCUGGAGACUAGAACUGUAGAUACCAAUUUACAUGAAGUGAGGACAGUAGCUGGAUUCAUCAACUAUAAACUGUGCAAGCUGUUGUUUGCUUUAAACUUGCCUAGAGAUGCCAUUGCUCAACUGAAGUCUCACAUAGAGAGAUACAAGAAUAGAGUAGGACCUACCGAGCUGCUGUUUGAGCACUAUGCUUGGAUUGCUAGACAAUAUAGUGCCUUUGGAGAACUGUUUGAUGAGGCAAUUCGUGCAGGGCUUCCAGCUAUACAAUCACAACAUCCUGGCUUCUACUAUCAGCAUGCAGCCCAAUUCACAGCAAAAAGAAGGCAGGCCAUGCGAUCAGUGUGUGGUGAAGCUCUUCAAUAUCCACCACCACCAGACCCAUUGGAGGGAAUAAUUGAGUAUUAUGGUCAGAGGCCAUGGCGCCCGGGUCGGCUCAGUGCUGAUCCACAUGAUCCUCAGAAGGAACAGGCUGCAGUAUUAGCACUCCAGUAUAAUGAGAGGACUUUCAAUCACUCCGCAAUGAUAGUGAGUUUCCUUGGCUGUGCUAUUUCCCAAUUUAAAACAUUCCACUCACCUAGAAUGAGGAAGCAGCUUGUGGUGGAAAUGGCCAAUGAGUAUUUUUAUUGUGCUGACUAUGGAAAAGCUCUCACAUUGCUUACCCAUAUGUUGUGGGAUUACAGAAGGGAAAAAUGGUGGUUCCUUGCAUCACAUGUUCUUAAUCGAGCAUUGCAAUGUGCCUAUCUGUCAGCUAAAAUUCAAGAUUAUAUUCAACUAUCAAUAGAAGCACUGUCAAAAAAUAUACAAGUGCCAAACAAUGAUAAGGAGCGGAUAUACGAAAAUAUAAUGUCAGUUUUGAACAUGAGCGUCCCCUCCCCGGAGCCAGACUUGCCGAUCUCCUCACAUAACAAAGCACUGGAAUUGUGGCAAGUUGCAGUGGAGAAGGAACCACUCACAGUACCUGUGGAUAUGGCUAACAUUUCCAGCUUUGUGGAGGUGAAGCCAAAGUUCAGGCAGUCAAAGUAUAGAAUGGAUGAAAUCAUAGAAGUAGAUAUAUAUGUCAGACUAACAUAUGCAACAACACUUGAGGUAAAGAAUGCGUUCAUGACUGUUUCUAGUCAUACUGAAACUAUUGAUAUCCCAGUAUCAGAUAACACCAACAACACAAUUUUACUUGAAGGUGGGAAAGUGAAAAAAUUUUUGUGUCAAUUUAAAUCAAAUCCUCUAGAUAGUGGGUCUGAUUUACAUAUCAAGAAUGUCUCGUUUGUGUUAAGUUCAGAUAGGAAGAGAAAGAUUAUAAUGAAUUUCAAAUUGGAAGACAAUAAAACAUCAGAGUCGGUCACACAUCCAGAGCUGCUACAUUUCAUCCUGAGUCCUAAAGCUGACUAUGAGUUUGAUUGUAUUGUGCCCUUGACCACAGCCUCAAUUACAGCAAGAGAGUGUAGGCUGUCUAUAGAAGUUUCAAACAGCAGUCCUGCACUUCAGGGGGAAUGGUUUCCAACAACAUUUACUAUUACUAACAACGAAGAAAGCUCUGUGUAUGAUGUGAAACUUGCCCUGUCUCUACUGAGCUCUCCUGAUAACCCAAAUCCAGAGACCGUCACUGAACUCAGUCUACAAGAGGGUGAAGCUCAGAGCCAACCAUUAAGAAUACCAGUAGGCAGUAUUAAGAAAUCUUCCAAUCACUGGACAACUUUCUAUUUGAAGACCAACAGAACAGCAACCACCACGGUUCAAAUUAAAGUAUCUUACAUAAUAGACCUGCCGGAAAUUUUAAAGUUGGAAUGUGCAAAAGAUUUCACAACAAAAAUAACAGUGAUAAAGCCAUUUGAGGUUACAACAAAUUUUGUGUCUAUGAAUUUUAGGCCAACAUCAAAGUGUUUUGUUGAUGACCCAUUUAUUGUAAUGCCUCAAAUGAAAAUCUUAAGCCCCUGGGAGUUGCUGAUAGUAAAUACAGAGUUGGAGGUGAUGGACUGCUUCAAAUAUGGUGACAAUGAGAAACCACCAUCAUGCAUAAAAAAUGUGGAUGUUGCUGAAAAAAAUAUAGCUUCAGAUGCUAUCUGCAUACAGGCCAAGUACAAACCAAAAGAUACCCCAACAAGAGUUGGCUUGUACAAUAUUACAUGGAGAAGAAAGAGCAAUCCAGAAAGGCAUUGUGUGAUGAGUAGCACUCCUCUUUCUGGUCUGCUCAUAGAUGAGUGUCCAAUAGCUAUUGAAGUCAAUUAUCCAGAAGUAGUUCAACAGCUUACAUCAGUUCCUCUUAAGUGCACUUUAAUUGGUAAAUCCAACACACCUGUUAGACUUAGCCUCACUGUGGAAGGCACUGAUGCUUACAUGUUUUCAGGCUAUAAGAAGUUGUCAGUCACAGUCCCUCCAAGGGACAAAGUGCAGCUCUGCUAUAAUAUUCACCCGCUUACCGCUGGCAACACCACUCCCCCUAGAUUAAAAGCCACAGUGCUAGGUGAUGCUUCAUGUCAAGAUGUUGUUACAGAAAUGUUUGAAAAAGUAUUUCCUCAAAAUAUAUUUGUUAUGCCGAAGUACAAUAAAUAAACUACAUUAUUACAGGUAUCUAUUCCAUUUGGAUUUGCAAUGAAUAUUGUAAAUAAUUUGAACAAAGUGUAAGUUGUUUUGUAUGUAUAUGUAUGUAGAGUUACCUUAUAAUUAUUUUAAAUAUUAAAUU